CUAUUGUGGAAGUUCCGGAAGUGUGAGUGAGGAAGUCGCGGGCCGGGUGUUCCGGGGGGCGGAGACUCGCCUGCCAGAGCAGGGGGGAGGGAGUCGCUGGCUUCCAGCUGCAGGUGGGACCCCCCAGGUCACCCCGGCUGUCCUCGGGGCUAUGGUGCAGCCGAGACUUUAGGCGACCCCCAGGUGUCGGCGACUGCGCCGCGGCGGACCGGGUGCAUGCCGGGUAGCCGGCGAGGAUGCAGCCCGCACCUGCGAGCAUCCCGAGCGGCCGCCGCUGCGGCAGCCGCAACCACAGCGCGACCUGAGGACGCAGUGCCAGCGACUGCUGAAUUUUCCCCUGUGGAGAGCCAGAGGAGGAAAAAAACAAAGAAAAGAAGCCAAAAUCUCGGCUUGGUUCGUUUUUUGAGCUGUUCAAAACGAAUUUGUUUAUGAAAAUGCCCUGCGCCUGUAAUCGGAACAACUGGAGGCGAUGGAUCCGACCCCUGCUCGUACUUAUUUACGUAAUUUCCAUCCUCGUCUCGGUUCCCUUCUGUGUUUGGGAACUUCAAAAACUAAAGGUUGGAAUACACACUAAAGCAUGGUUUAUCGCUGGUAUCUUUCUGCUGCUGACAAUCCCUGUGUCCCUCUGGGGGAUUCUGCAGCACUUAGUGCAUUACACGCAACCAGAACUUCAGAAACCUAUUAUAAGGAUUCUUUGGAUGGUCCCAAUAUACAGUUUGGAUAGUUGGUUGGCUUUGAAAUAUCCCAAAAUCGCCAUCUAUGUGGACACCUGGAGGGAGUGCUACGAAGCUUAUGUCAUUUAUAACUUCAUGAUAUUCCUUAACAACUACCUAGCAAUCAGAUUCCCCAACGUGAUGCUACACCUGGAAGCUAAAGAUCAGCAACAGCAUCUCCCACCUUUGUGCUGCUGUCCACCCUGGGCUAUGGGAGAAAUGCUGCUUUUUCGGUGCAAACUAGGAGUGUUGCAGUACACUGUGGUCAGACCGAUCACCACUGUGACAGCGUUGGUAUGUGAGAUUGUUGGUGUCUACGAUGAAGGGAAUUUUAGUUUCUCCAACGCUUGGACUUACUUGGUUAUAUUAAAUAAUCUGUCACAAGUGUUUGCCAUGUACUGCCUCCUGCUGUUUUACAAAGUUCUGAAAGAAGAGCUCAGCCCUAUAAAACCUGUUGGCAAAUUUCUUUGUGUCAAACUGGUAGUCUUUGUCUCAUUCUGGCAAGCAGUGCUUAUAGCUUUGUUGGUUAAGGUUGGCGUUAUUUCAGAUAAGCGUACGUGGGAAUGGCAAAGUGCCGAAGCUGUGGCCACAGGCCUGCAGGAUUUCAUCAUCUGCAUCGAAAUGUUCUUCGCGGCCAUUGCCCAUCAUUACUCCUUCUCCUAUAAACCCUACGUGCAAGAGGCAGAGGAAGGCUCGUGCUUCGACUCCUUCCUCGCCAUGUGGGAUGUGUCAGAUAUCAGAGAUGAUAUUUCUGAACAAGUGAGACGUGUCGGGAGAACAAUGCGAGGUUAUCCCAAAAAAAAUUGUUUUCCCGGAGACCCAGAGCAUACUGAACACACAAGUCUGCUCUCCUCAUCGCCAUGUGAUGCAGGUUCUCCAGGUUCAAGGAUAUCCUCGCCCCAGGGCCAGUAUCAGGGCUUUGGACACACGAUUACUACCCAGAAUGUAGCUGCUGCAGCCAAGCUCUGUAAAGACAUGAUGAUUGACAUCCCAGAAGAGCAGGGCCCUCCUGACGUUGUAGGCCAAUAUCCAGACCUGGAAGACAGAGUUUCGUCACAGGACACGCUCUCUGCAGACCAGCUUUCUGAAGACGCCAUGAAUGACAUCCCAGAUGAACAGAAGAAGCUCCUUGACACAUCUGCAGACUCCUAGAGAGCUGCCACAGUCCUCUUUUUGUAUAGGACAAGAUCUGGACAGUUUAGAAUGUUGGAAAAUUUUAAAGAUAGGCAAAAGCCAGAUAUAACUACUCUAUAAUAUACACAUAUAUAAUACUAAUACCUAUAUGUUAGUAUAUAUAUAUGUUUGUAUAUGUUUUAUAUAUAACAAAUAAUAUUUAAAUUUCCUAGGCUUUGGCUUUCUUAAACUGUUAGGGUAUCAUAUAUUCAAACAGUAGGUAACAACUUCAGCUGAAUGCUCUUGCAUUUCUCAAGAGGAUGGACAUUUGAAAAUAAAAUAAUAAAAAAAUCAGUGCUUCUUACCACUGCAUGAAUUUAAUGCUCUGGACUAAAAAUGUAAAUAUAAAAUUCAGAUUAAUUUAAUCAUAAUCAUGUGCCAUUUAAGUUUACAUAAUUAUUCUUCAAUUACAUGUCUUUCAAUAAAUCUGAUACCAUUUUCUGAAA
Molecule: messenger RNA, 2332 nt
Organism: Arvicola amphibius (Eurasian water vole)
Lineage: Eukaryota; Metazoa; Chordata; Mammalia; Rodentia; Cricetidae
Product: transmembrane protein 184C-like
Exons: 10
Coding region: 429-1865 (478 amino acids)
Biological process (GO): transport
Molecular function (GO): transporter activity
Source: RefSeq, a predicted model, not a curated record